Messenger RNA from Schistosoma spindalis, 395 nucleotides. The record is from the annotation of a GenBank genome assembly. NCBI's taxonomy places the organism in Eukaryota, Metazoa, Platyhelminthes, Trematoda, Strigeidida, Schistosomatidae.
GGUGCUUUCAACUUUAUACGAGGCAAUGAACAGUCUUUUCUCAGGUCCAAUGUCAAUUGCCGACAUUAGUGAUUUAUUCAGAAAACUUGAUAAGAAUCAUAAUGGUCUUGUAUCACAAAGAGAAAUUAAGGCUUACCUGAGGUCAAAUUCUACUAAAUUUAACAGUAAGGAAGUUAGGGAAUUCGUUGGGAAAAUCGAUGACAACUCGGAUGGUCAAAUUAGUUUGGAAGAACUGACUAAAGCUUUGUCAGGAAAUUUAGAUAUUUCCAAAGUGUGUUAUCUAAAGCCACGAUAAAUAAUACAAAGUCUUAUAUACAUAAAGUUCAGAUAUUUAAUUACGUUUUUUUAAAAAAAACUGUUAUCUACUUAAUAUAACAUAUAUAGACAUGUUUAAU